GCAGUUGUUUUCCCAACAUCGAGAACUGCUUGAGGAAGAAGUGAACAAACUUCAAACUGUGGUGAGAAUGGAAACAGCGGUGGAUGAGAAAAUGGAGCAGGGCACACAUUAUAAUCCUCUGUUCGACAUGUCACUGAGCAGGAGUAAUCACUACAGCUUCCAGCAUGAUGAUCUAAAACCAGCCAGACCCAGAAGACAGUGGACUUUUGCUGUGAUAAUAAUUUGUGUCAUCUUACAGACAGCCCUUGAUGUUUUUCUCAUCUAUAAAGUUUUAAUGAUGGAUUCUACACAAGCAUCUAAUGCAGCAGAGAGGAGAACAUCUGAUCGCAGCUCCCUGGGUGAUAACCUCAACCUUCUCAUCUACAACAACAGCCAAGAAACUAAGAACCUGAGGAGCCACCUACUGGAUUUGGAAAAUCAGCUCGGGAGCUUGUGUGGUGAGGAGGGUGAGCUACAAAAACUAAGGGCUGACCUGGACCUGCUCAACACCAGCAGCCACAACCUGGAAAAUACCAUUAGGCUCAAAACAGGCCCACCAGGUCCUCCAGGUACAAAUGGUUUGCCUGGACAGCAAGGUCUGAAAGGAGAGAGAGGGCCAAAAGGUGACAGUGGGGUUUCUGGCAUUCCUGGUCAAAGAGGUGAAACAGGACUCAAAGGGGAGAAAGGAGAUCCCGGGGCCGCUGGUGAAGUUGGUCCCAGAGGUCCAGCAGGGAAUGAAGGAACACCCGGCAGAAAGGGGGAGCCAGGGGUCCGUGGACAACCAGGCCCUGGUGGAGAAAAGGGUGACUCUGCAUUGUCUGGAGCGAAAGGACAGACUGGACUGCCUGGUGUACCUGGGUCUAAAGGACAAAAAGGAGAUCCUGGAAGUAUUGGUCCUCAGGGACACCCAGAUGGAGGAGGACCUAUUGGAUGUAAUGGAACACAGGGUCCGCCUGGACCACGAGGGUUAAAAGGAGAAAAGGGCGAGUCAGGAAUGCCACCGAAUGUACGUCUAGUGCCUGGAAAAAACAGAGGACGAGUGGAAGUCAUGCACAAAAAUGUCUGGGGUACCAUUUGCGAUGACAGCUUCGAUAAUUUAGAUGGAAGAGUGAUCUGUAAAAUGCUAGGUUUCCAGUCUGUUACUUCCACCUUCACUGCUACCCCAGGUUCCGGUAAGAUAUGGUUGGAUGAGCUCCAAUGUACAGGAGAAGAAUCUGAUAUCUUUGAGUGUCGACAUGCUGAAGUUGGUGUUCACAACUGUCAACAUACUGAGGACGUGGGAGUGAGCUGUGUGUAGCUAGAGAUAGAAAACAGAGCAAACCAUGGAAAGUCACAUUAUUUACCUUUUUAUUAUAUUAGACUGAGGUGUGCAUAAGAAUAUUUUCUGUGUUUUUUGUCAAAUCAUUUCAGUUAUACACUAAUCAGCCAUUAUAUUAUAGAUGCACUUAUUGGAGUAGGUCCCAUAUUAUAGAUGAUCAAUAUCCCCCUGGAAUUGGAGUUUUUUGACACCCAGCUUUCUUGGAUGUAUUUGGCACAACACUACUAGUAGCAAGUUUAAAAGUCUUGGAGGAUAACAAGCAAUCCCCUUAACUAGCCACUUAUCCUAUAGUGGACUGGAGAAGUCAAGAAACCUAUUGCCUUGUUGAUUUUUCUUUCAGUAUCAGUGGAGCAUGUUAUUCUGGUAGAGAGUUUUAUCAUGGAGGUCAAAUAUGUGAAUGGAUGUACUUGACCAGAAAUUAUUUUCAGAAGGUGAUUAUAAAUUGCAAGUCUUCCAAGAAAAGCUGAACUCAAGAUUCUUCAAUAUCCAUCCUUGUUCAUUUCUCCUAUUGAGUGUCUAUGUACAAAUUUAUUCUCUUGAUAAUUUAUCAACCCUGGUGCCCACGUGGUCUUAAUUUCUUUAGAGUAUAUACAAAGGAAUAUUUAAGACUUAGUCACAGUUUCCAUAUAUACAUUUUAUUCUCAGCUGUGACAAUUAUAGACAUGUGUGAUGUUGGGCACCAUGACCAAGUCUUUCAGCCAUUAGGAUAAAUAACAGAGAUUAGUUUUUGAGCCUUUUGGGCACUUUAAUGCUUUAAUAUCUAGCAGAACUGCAUUCCAUUUACCACACAUUGAUGAUUGAUGCCAUAGUAGAAUAUUAAAUGACUGUUGGUAAUGUAACUCCAUUUUGUUUUUCUUGACUGCCAAAUGUUAACAUUAAGCCAUGUAUUCCUCUGAACUACUAAUUCACAAUUCUUGAUUGCAGAGUGCUCAAUGCUUGCCAGCAAACAUGUGCAGCCUUACCAUUUACCAGAUUACAAAAUAUAAACCCUCAAUGUUCAUUAAAUUGUUUAAUACAUUUUCUGCAAAGGAAGAAAUUAGUAAAUUAAAGAAUUUCCUUGAGGAACGAAGAAAAGACUAGAUGUCAAGGCUGCACCUUUGUCUUAAAAGAAAAACAAUUAAAACCAAGGUGUGAUUGUUCUUUAAGAUGUCUACAUCUUAUCUGUUUUAAACCUGUCAUUGACUGGUGUCUUUGAAAUCCUGAUUGUACCAACAAUGCUUAACAUCAGAUUCUUGUAUCAGGAGUGCUUUACCACAAAGUCUGCUUAAUAAUAAAUACAUAAGAUAAAGGA
Molecule: messenger RNA, 2588 nt
Organism: Fundulus heteroclitus (mummichog)
Lineage: Eukaryota; Metazoa; Chordata; Actinopteri; Cyprinodontiformes; Fundulidae
Gene: marco
Product: macrophage receptor with collagenous structure
Exons: 13
Coding region: 68-1276 (402 amino acids)
Cellular component (GO): membrane
Source: RefSeq, a predicted model, not a curated record